ACUCUGUCACACACAGACACACACACACACACACACACACACCUGGCGCCUGUCAACUCACCUCCGUCAGUGCUGUCACCGCUGUGACGUCAGUGGCGCAGCUGUUACCUGUACGGUUAGCUGCUGUUAGCUGUGAUGCUAACUGAGCUGCAGACUGACUUUAAACUCCACGCAGCUGUACGGGUACACGUGACGUCACACAGUCACUUGCUGACAUCAGAACUUGAAUAUCACUUUAAUGACGAACUGAUGUCAUUGAUCAUUGGCCCUGGUGACCUGGACAGAAAGUAACUGAGUACAGCUACUGCAGCCGUCUGAGCGUCUUCCUGUCGGUGUGUCCUGCCCCCUGUGUGCCUGCAUUGCCAUGGCAACCUUCCCAGAAUUCAUUGCUCAGAACGAGGAGCGUGACGGUGUUCGCUUCAGCUGGAACGUGUGGCCCUCCAGUCGGUUGGAGGCCACUCGCAUGGUGGUGCCGGUGGCGGCUCUGUUCACGCCCCUGAAGGAGCGACCCGACCUGCCGCCCAUCCAGUAUGAACCGGUUCUCUGCAGCCGGGCCACCUGUCGAGCUGUGCUCAACCCCAUGUGUCAAGUGGACUACCGGGCCAAACUGUGGGCGUGUAACUUCUGUUACCAGAGGAAUCAGUUUCCUCCAUCCUAUGCUGGGAUCACUGAGGUGAACCAACCUGCUGAGCUGCUGCCUCAGUUCUCCACCAUCGAGUACGUGGUGCAGCGGGGUCCUCAGAUGCCGCUGGUCUUCCUGUAUGUGGUGGACACCUGUAUGGAGGACGAAGACCUGCAGGCUCUGAAGGAGUCUCUGCAGAUGUCCCUGUCUCUGCUCCCUCCCACUGCGCUGGUGGGACUCAUCACUUUUGGACGCAUGGUCCAGGUCCACGAGCUCGGCUGUGAGGGGAUCUCCAAGAGCUACGUCUUCAGGGGCAGCAAGGACCUGAACGCCAAGCAGCUGCAGGAGAUGCUUGGUUUGACCAAACCUUUGGCCACUCAGGGCCGAGGUCCUCAAACCGUCCAACAGCCUCUGUCCAACAGGUUCCUGCAGCCAGUGCAGAAGAUCGACAUGAACCUGACCGACCUGUUGGGAGAGCUGCAGCGUGACCCCUGGCCUGUCACUCAGGGGAAGAGACCUCUGCGCUCUCUAGGCGUGGCCAUGUCCAUUGCUGUCGGCCUACUGGAGUGCACCUUUCCCAACACUGGCGCUCGCAUCAUGACGUUCAUCGGCGGCCCAGCGACACAGGGGCCUGGCAUGGUGGUGGGAGACGAACUGAAGACGCCCAUCAGGUCGUGGCACGACAUUGAGAAGGACAACGCCAAGUUCAUGAAGAAAGCCACCAAGCACUAUGAGUCUCUUGCUAACAGAGCGUCCAAUCAUGGUCACAUCAUCGACAUGUACGCCUGUGCUCUUGAUCAGACCGGUCUGCUGGAGAUGAAGUGCUGUGCCAACUACACCGGAGGCUACAUGGUGAUGGCGGACUCCUUCAAUACAUCUCUGUUUAAACAAACCUUCCAGAGAGUUUUCACCAAAGAUGUCCAGGGCUCUUUCAAAAUGGCCUUUGCCGCCACGCUGGAGAUCAAGACUUCGAGAGAGGUCAAGCUCUCGGGAGCCAUUGGACCGUGUGUGUCUCUGAACGCUAAAGGACCCUGUGUCUCUGAGAACGAGAUCGGUACGGGAGGAACAUGUCAAUGGAAGAUCUGUGGUUUGGAUCCCGGCACCACACUGGCUCUUUACUUCGAGGUCGUCAACCAGCACAACGCUCCGGUUCCUCAGGGCGGCCGUGGAGCCGUCCAGUUCGUGACUCAGUACCAGCACUCGUCAGGACAGAGACGCAUCAGAGUCACCACCACCGCCAGGAACUGGGCAGAUGCUCAGACUCAGAUUCAGAACAUCGCAGCGUCGUUCGACCAGGAGGCGGCGGCCAUUCUGAUGGCGAGGCUGGCUGUGUACCGUGCGGAGACGGAGGAGGGGCCAGAUGUUCUGCGAUGGUUAGACAGACAGCUGAUCAGACUGUGUCAGAAGUUUGGAGAUUAUCACAAAGACGAUCCAAACUCCUUCAGGUUCUCCGAGACCUUCUCCCUCUACCCUCAGUUCAUGUUCCACCUGCGGCGCUCCCCGUUCCUCCAGGUGUUCAACAACAGUCCAGACGAGAGUUCGUACUACAGACAUCAGUUCAACAGACAGGACCUGACUCAGGCCCUCAUCAUGAUCCAGCCUGUGCUGUACGCCUACUCCUUCAACGGGCCGCCAGAGCCCGUCCUGCUGGACAGCAGCAGCAUCCUGCCGGACAGAAUCCUCUUGAUGGACACAUUCUUCCAGAUCCUCAUUUACCACGGAGAGACGGUGUCUCAGUGGAGGAAGGCUGGUUACCAGGAAAUCCCUGAGUAUGAAAACUUCAAACACCUUCUUCAGGCUCCAGUGGACGACGCUCAGGAGCUGCUACACAAUCGUUUUCCGAUGCCCAGAUACAUCGACACAGAGCACGGAGGCAGCCAGGCUCGUUUCCUGCUCUCCAAAGUGAACCCCUCCCAGACCCACAACAACAUGUACACCUGGGGACAGGAGUCUGGAGCUCCCAUCCUGACGGACGACGUCAGUCUGCAGGUGUUCAUGGAUCAUCUGAAGAAGCUCGCUGUCUCCAGUGCUGCCUGAACCCACCUGUCCCCACCUGUCCUAACCUGUCCCCACCUGUCCUAACCUGUCCCCACCUGUCCUAACCUGUCCCCACCUGUCCUAACCUGUCCUAACCUGUCCCAACGUGUCCUAACCUGUCCCCACAUGCCCCAUCCUGUCCCACCCUGUCCCAACUGUCCUGACCUCUCCCCACCUCUGUCCCACCCUGUCUGUUACUGACCCCGCCCACUGUCACCUGUCAGUUUCCAGGUAGCAGCCAAUCAGCAGCAGCCUCAGGGCAGUGAGAGACAAUCAUGUUGCUCUAACUCCUGAUGACUGAUCAUGUGACUGGUGAGCAGUCCAUAUAAAAUACAAGCCUCCAUGUGAUUGGUCCAUUCAAAGCAGUAGAAACAGCUAUUAGAUAAAUCAUGUGAUCAUUCUUUAACUUUAAAUCUUGAACCCGUUCACACAACUUAAAGAUGCUGCUGUGAAACUGUUCCUGUUCUCACCAGCAGGUGGCAGGCUGCAUGUGUUGAUGUCUGGGUUUUAUUUUCUUGUUUCUAAUAAAGUUUGAAAAAAGUAA
Molecule: messenger RNA, 3203 nt
Organism: Pleuronectes platessa (European plaice)
Lineage: Eukaryota; Metazoa; Chordata; Actinopteri; Pleuronectiformes; Pleuronectidae
Gene: sec23a
Product: Sec23 homolog A, coat complex II component
Exons: 20
Coding region: 365-2659 (764 amino acids)
Biological process (GO): endoplasmic reticulum to Golgi vesicle-mediated transport; intracellular protein transport; COPII-coated vesicle budding
Cellular component (GO): COPII vesicle coat; endoplasmic reticulum exit site
Molecular function (GO): GTPase activator activity; zinc ion binding
Source: RefSeq, a predicted model, not a curated record